Colletotrichum spaethianum is the source of this 399-nucleotide messenger RNA. RefSeq lists its product as uncharacterized. The record is from RefSeq and is a predicted model, not a curated record. The transcript has 2 exons. The coding region runs from base 1 to 399 and encodes 132 amino acids. Lineage: Eukaryota; Fungi; Ascomycota; Sordariomycetes; Glomerellales; Glomerellaceae.
AUGCUUCGCAUCUCGUCGGGCGGGCAGAAAGUUUUCAUCUGGUUUAUGAUCAUAUCAAUGAACACGAUCCUUGCGACCGGCGCCAUCACGGGUUGGAAAGCCGCUUGCGACAGACCAGCGGACUCGUACGAAGCCGUACUUCCGGGCUCUUGUUGGCGAGUUCAAGAUUCAGUAGUGAUGGCGAUGGUGUCGAACGGCUAUUCUGCACUCGUCGACUUCAUCCUGUCACUUCUUCCAUGGUCUAUAAUCUGGGGGCUUGGGAUGAAGCGUCACGAGAGAAUUGGCGUUGCUGUAGCCAUGAGCCUGGGCAUCAUCGCGGGCCUGGUCGGAGUCAUCAAGGUCGUCAAGAUUGUGACCAUAGCCGAGGUUGCAGACAUUCCGUGUGGGUAUCGCCGAUGA